AUGGUAGCCAUCAAACCAGGUGUCGGUGUGAUGAGCAGCGAUGCUCGCGACGCCAGUAAAAUACGAAGGGGCCCAGCCCAGCGGAAGAUCACGCAAUGGUUUGGACAAACCCAGUCGUCGUAUACAACGACUGGUCCGCCAGGUAUCGUUACCGCCAGAAAUCUGUACGAGUACCCGAAGUACGUGCCAGAUACCGGCCAGAUAUAUAGCCCUAUUGGUAUUCACGGAGACAUGGCCAAAGAGCCUUUAUCACAAUUUUUUUCCACAGAUCCUUUUUCCCACACUCACAUCACAAUCGCCCUCAACAGCCUGAACGAUACACUUCAGCACUUAGACACCUGCCUAAACGUGACCUGUCUCAAUUAUUCUGCCCAACAUAGCAGCAGCAACUCAGCUCGAGUCAGGACAUCGGCUCCUGACAUCGGUCACGUGCGCUACCCGGAAAAGUACCCGUUUUCUUCACUUGCCCAACCUGAUAAGUAUCUGGUUUUGUUAUUCGAUGGCAUUGAUUACCAACCGCAUUCGUCCACACACGACUCUAUGGUCUGA
This is a messenger RNA of Lachancea dasiensis, 549 nucleotides long. Lineage: Eukaryota; Fungi; Ascomycota; Saccharomycetes; Saccharomycetales; Saccharomycetaceae. The record is from the annotation of a GenBank genome assembly.